Molecule: messenger RNA, 1101 nt
Organism: Monomorium pharaonis (pharaoh ant)
Lineage: Eukaryota; Metazoa; Arthropoda; Insecta; Hymenoptera; Formicidae
Gene: CUTA
Product: protein CutA homolog
Exons: 7
Coding region: 121-555 (144 amino acids)
Biological process (GO): response to metal ion
Molecular function (GO): copper ion binding
Source: RefSeq, a predicted model, not a curated record
CAUGUCGAAACCUUACUGUUACGUUCUACGGAAAGUGUGUGUAACCAGCUUUAAUGAAUGUGACACAUUAAACUCACAAAAGAAAAAAAAAACUCAAAGCGAACACUAGUAAAGUGACAAAUGCCGCGCGCGACACGAGCAUCUCUCGUGACUGUGUUGAUGCUGCUUUGCAUAGCGAGGAGUAUCCGCGCUCAAGUUUAUCAGAACAUGUCGAGUCUCGCCGGAGCACAUUCCGUGGCGUACGUCACAGUGCCGGACGACGUAGUUGCGAAGAGAUUAGCACGCGGUCUGGUCGAGAAUAAGCUGGCUGCCUGUGUCAACAUCAUCCCGCGACUCAUCUCCAUAUACAAAUGGGAAGGGAAAAUACAGGAGGAGCCUGAACUUUUGUUGAUGAUAAAAACCAGAACAGAAAGAGUAGACGCUCUAACAAAAUAUGUCAAAGAAAACCAUCCAUAUACUGUUUGCGAAGUAAUUUCCCUGCCUAUACAAAAUGGCAAUGAAGAUUAUCUAAAAUGGAUCAAUGAAGUGGUUCCACCGCUUGAUAAAAACGCUUAAAAUAAUUAAAAUUUACAGGCAGGGAAACAAUCGCUCGGGCUGGAGUAAAGAAGGCAGCGAUUCGAACGCUUUGAGAAAUUCAAGUCCAACGGACAGCGAAAACAGCAACAAGAACAGAUGGUAGAAGGGGAAAAACGAAACAGAUGGUAGGACGGUAGAACUGCUAUUACUGCAUUUUGCUUUUGUACUUCAUGUAUGUUUUGCACCGCUAUUUCUCGCUACUAUCCCGACUGGUUUCAACGGUAACAAUCCUCAAGCCAACUUUGGCCACCAUGACAUACUCCAAGUUAGAUGGCGGGAAAAUCUCGCUAUGUUCAGCCAUGAAAACUUGUUGUUCAGGCGAGCACCUGUACAGCUGCUUAAGCACAUGUUACGUGCAUUCUAAAAAUACAUUUUUUCUUACGUACACUAUUACUUAUCAGUUUACAAGAGAUUCAUUCAUUGCAACUUGAGAUCCAAACAUUGUAGCUGUAAUCUAUACUUGUAUUUAAAAUUAAAUACAUAUUUAUAAAUUAUAUAUAAAUUUGAAAUUUGGUGAAAACGAGA